Messenger RNA from Oncorhynchus gorbuscha (pink salmon), 3247 nucleotides. RefSeq names its product drebrin-like protein B. Gene Ontology annotation, biological process: positive regulation of dendritic spine morphogenesis; postsynaptic actin cytoskeleton organization; neuron projection morphogenesis. The coding region runs from base 614 to 1930 and encodes 438 amino acids. Gene Ontology annotation, molecular function: actin filament binding. Gene Ontology annotation, cellular component: cortical actin cytoskeleton; site of polarized growth; dendrite. The record is from RefSeq and is a predicted model, not a curated record. Lineage: Eukaryota; Metazoa; Chordata; Actinopteri; Salmoniformes; Salmonidae. The transcript is spliced from 14 exons.
ACACUGUCUGAGCCAAGGACUGCAUGCUUUCUGGUAAGUUUUGAUUACAAUACUGGGUGGGGUGAAUAUAUAUUUUAUAUGACAUGCAUGAUUUUCUUUGCAUGUCAUAAAUAGUAGCCUACAGCAAAGUGUGUUUAAAUAAUUUCUAACUUAACAAUUUCUGAUGGUUAGUUUUUGCUACCAUGUAGGUUUUAGAUUGCUUGAGCCUGCUAAUUGAGGAGUGUUAAUUCACCUGUUUCCAUACAUGUUUCAUUUUUUUUAAAAUUUGCAAAGGAGUUGUUUAAUCUAACUGCUUAACUAUUUAUCUGCAUAUGGAAUUGUAUUCAGGGUAUUUUAACUCAUUAUUUUCAUAAUCUUUACAGGAAAAUGCUGCGGCACCAUCUGAUGUGUGGAGACAUUUCACUACAGCUAAUGUAGAAGGAAAAGCUGUGUACAUUUGCAAAAACUGUGCCAACUCGUAUGUGAAGAAUGCAAGAAAGAUGCUGCAUCAUCUGGCCAAGUGCAUCAAAUCCCUCAGUUCUCACAACAAGCGACCUCUGACAAAAGUCCCUCUACUCCUAUUCGAGAUGGUGGACUGGAGGAACUGGUGGAGGAACUUAGCAGCGGUAAAAUAAUGUACGCUUUCUGUCGUGUCGAGGACCCAAACUCUGGCCUGUGCAAAUACGUCCUGAUCAACUGGACUGGAGAAGGUGUGAAAGACGCCAGGAAAGGACUAUGUGCCAAUCAUGUCAGCUCCAUAGCUAAUUUUCUCAAGGGAGCCCAUGUCACAAUAAAUGCCCGUGCAGAGGAGGAUGUGGAACCUGAGGCUAUUAUGCAAAAGGUGGCCAAGGCCUCAGGGGCCAACUACAGCUUCCACAAAGAGUCCAACAAAUUCCGAGACGCUGGUCCCCAAGGACCUGUGGGCUCUGUGUAUCAGAAGACCAACGCCAUGUCUGAAAUCAAACGGACCAAUAAAGACAACUUCUGGGCGCAGGCAGAGAAAGAUGAGGAGAAGCGGCAGCAGGAGGAGCGCAGCAAGGCAGAUGAAGAGCGCCACAAGCUGGAGAAAGAUCGGAAGGAUCGAGAGGCCAAGGAGGCAACUCUCAGAGAGAAGAGAGACAAGGAGAGGGCCUCUAUGAUUGACCAGCAGAAGAAGUACCAGCAGCAGCAGGAAGCUGAGAGCAGAGACAAUGAAAAACAACAAUGGGAGGAGCAGGAGAAGGACUUCCAGGCAGCUCAGAAGAAAGGGAUGAAGCGUGGUGAAUCUGUAGAGAAAGCCAAUGAGGCGGCCUCCCUGAUCUCUCAGCGCUCUAUGAACCCCAGAGAGAUGUUCAAGCAGAGAGAGAAGGGCAUGGCCCCCAGCACUGCAGACACCGACACCCCUGCUGCUGCCCACACCCCUGCCAGCCCCCAGCCGGGGCGUUUGAACAGCCCUUUUCUCUCUAAGCAACCAUGCGAGCCCGAGCCGUCCCGCUUGCCCCUGCGCCAAGCCUCCCCUCUGCCCACAGGCUCCGCCUCUCCUGUCCCUGCUGCAGAACCCAGUGUGGAUGAGCCCGUUGUGGAUGAAUCCACUCCCAGUGUGGGUGAGCCAUCCCAAUCUGAGUGCUUGGAUGAGCAGGAUGCAACCCCUGAGGAUCAGUGGCAAGAUGAAGUAAAGGCAACAGCAGCUCCCACUGAGCACAACCAUGCCACAGAGCCAGCCCAAAACAACCUCUAUGAGGAGCCCCCAGAGGUGGAAGAGAACACGAAUGAGGUGGCUGCAAAGAAGACCGACCGAGGCGUCUGUGCCAGGGCUCUAUACGACUACCAAGCUGCUGAUGAGACAGAGAUUUCCUUCGAUCCUGAUGACAUCCUCAAUGGCAUCGAGAUGAUUGACGAGGGCUGGUGGCGGGGCUAUGGCCCAGACGGUCAUUUUGGAAUGUUCCCAGCCAAUUACGUGGAGCUGGUCUAAAUCCGUACCUUGCCCGCUCACUGGACCAGCAUAUAGGAGGCAGAAGAGAACCCCCCCCCCCAGAAGAAUUCGGCAGUAGGAAAACUGCUAGCUCCAGAACACAGCAUGUCAGAAGUAACUCAACAGUGAACUUUUCAGAGUCAAUUGCUGAACUGUAUCCUUCACAUUAUGGACCAAUGUAUGAACAGUGACCGGGGGUGCUCAAAUCUAUCCCUGUUGAUGAGAGAAAUUUCAUUUAUGUUGUGAGAACUUAGGUGGCAUUGUUUAGGUUUUGAUGAAAUCCCAAACUGAAUCUCUUUCCUCCUGUGAUGCAGUAAAUUGUCAGCCUUUUUUAAUGUUUCAAUUCAAGAUUCCAUUGAACAUUUAAUAGCACUUGUACAUCACAUAUCUUAAAAAGUGAAGCCAGUUUUGUUCCAGGUGUACUUUUUUUGUGUUAUUUGUAUCAUUCACUCAUGUCAUGUUCAGGAUAAUAACAUUUCAUAGCUCACAUAACGGUACCAAAUAUAUAUUUUUUGCCUUUUCCUCAGACUGACAUUUUAUGUGAGUUUGCUUAAAUAAUCCUGUGUGAAUUUCAAACCAUAGUUUGGUAUUGCAGUUGAAUAUUAGAAAACCAAAAUGUUAUAUAUUUGCUGUGCUCUCCUGUGUGGCUGAAUUCAAGAAAAGAUGGGGGUGAAAAGGACACAAUCAUCAUAUCCUUGUGCAAAAGUAUUAUUUUUUUAAAAUAUGUAACGAUUAUGCUACAGAGCUUGUCCCCAUACCCUCCCUCCCUCUGCCCUCUUGCCCCUAGAGAAUUUGAAUGAAUGACUGUUUUCAGGGACCAGUUACACGGAACAAAGCAUGAGUAAUCUUUCCUGUCGUGCUGUUGAAUCGUCUUGUCAUUAUCUGUGUCUUGGGUACAAUUUGUCUCUGCUUAACCUGUCUUUCACAGUCCAGCUUUCAUCCAAAUACAGGUCUGUGAAUGGCUUAAUUUAGCAGGCUUAAGAGGGCAAUGAUCAGAUGCUGUUAUCAUGUGAGAGUGCCAAAUGAGGGUAAAGGAGUGGGGUGAUGAUGCUGUCCUCUGGAAAGUGCUUUCUCUCAUUCUAAUCUGUGUGGAAACCUCAUAACUGUCAUGCAACUUCCCUGCUUUUUUAAAAACUUAAUGAAAUCAUUGCAAUAAAAAGUUUGUGGGACAUUGUCACUUUAAAUAAAGAUGUAAAAAAAUAUUAAAAAGGGUCACUGUAAUUUCAAGGUGCAUGAUGUAUCCAUUGUCCUUGUUUUUCAAGAGUAUAUUGUAAUGCAAAUACUUUCGUCAUAAUAAAAGAGUUCAAGUAAAAUGUG